UGUGACUCGGGCUCUCACUAUUCCGCCGUCAUUCAGCAGGAGAAUGGCGUGGAGAGCAGUGUUCCCCGCGGCACUUAUGUUUUUAACUCUGUCUCUCAGUGCAUGUGUGUCGCCUCUCCCAUACGUUCUGGACGAUAAAGCGGGACUGGGGAGGGUUUUUGACGGAAUUGGAGGCUUGAGCGGCGGCGGGGCAACUUCUCGGUUACUGGUGAACUAUGCAGAGCCGUACCGUAGCCAGAUACUGGACUACCUGUUCAAGCCAAAUUUCGGCGCCUCUUUGCACAUACUGAAGGUGGAGAUUGGAGGAGAUGCUCAAACUACUGAUGGAACUGAGCCGUCCCACAUGCACUAUGAGAAUGACGAGAACUACUUCCGGGGCUACGAGUGGUGGCUCAUGAAAGAAGCCAAGAAGAGGAACCCAAACAUUACACUCAUCGGAUUACCCUGGGCAUUUCCUGGUUGGGUUGGCCAUGGUAAGAACUGGCCCUAUGACUUCCCAGACGUUACUGCAACUUACGUGGUGAACUGGAUCCUUGGUGCCAAGCAGUACCAUGAUCUGGACAUUCAAUAUGUUGGGAUUUGGAAUGAGCGAAGCUACGACAGCAAGUACAUCAAGGUGCUCCGGAACAUUCUGGAUAAAGUUGGUCUAACUGGUGUUGGCAUCAUCGCUGCUGAUGGUGAUUGGAACAUCGCUAAAUCUAUGAAUGGCGACUCGGCCCUGAAUAAUUCUGUUGAGGUUAUUGGGGCCCAUUACCCAGGCACGACCACUGUGAAGGAUGCCCUCACCACUCAGAAGAGGCUCUGGUCGUCAGAGGACUACAGCACCUUCAACAACGAGGUUGGAGGAGGCUGCUGGGCUCGAAUCCUCAACCAGAACUAUGUUAAUGGUCACAUGACUGCCACCAUCUCCUGGAACCUGGUGGCCAGCUACUACCAGGAGCUGCCGUUUGGCAGAGAUGGGUUGAUGACGGCAGAGGAGCCGUGGAGUGGCAACUAUGUGGUGGAGUCUCCGAUCUGGAUCACAGCUCACACCACACAGUUCACCCAGCCAGGAUGGACCUACCUACAGACUGUUGGACACCUGGAACAGGGAGGAAGUUAUGUUGCCCUGACUGAUGGGAAAGGAAACCUCACGGUUGUCAUAGAAACAAUGACUCAUGAUCAUUCCGUGUGCAUCAGACCUCCUCUCCCUGCGUUUAACGUGACUGCCCAGAAUGCAACUUUCCAGCUAAAGGGAUCCUUUGCGUCCAUCAAGGAACUCCAAGUGUGGCGGUCACAGUUUAAUUUCAAGACAAAAAAGCCGUCCUUCUUUGAAAAGCUAACUCCUCUGAAGCUGUUAGAUGGAUCCUUCACCUUAAAUCUGGCUGAAGAUGAAGUGUACACACUCACGACAGUGACAACGGGACAGAGAGGCAGUUACCCAGAACCACCUGCUUCAGCUCGCUUCCCCAAAGUCUACAAGGAUGACUUUAAUGUCCGAGCCCCUCCCUUCUCCGAAGCUCCGAACUUUGCUGACCAGGCAGGAGUGUUCGAGUACUUCAUCAACCUGACUGACUCGGGACCUCACGUCUUCACGCUACGACAGGUUGUGACUCAAAGACCUGUCACGUGGGCAGCAGAUGCUGACCAGACUGUCAGCGUGAUAGGAGACUAUCAGUGGCAGAACCUCACAGUGACGUGUGAUGUCUUCAUGGAGAAGAAUCAGACGGGUGGUGUUUUCAUCGCCGCCAGGGUGAAUAAAGGAGGCCAGUCAGUCCGCGGUGCCACUGGAGUCUUUUUCUGGUUGUUUGCAAAUGGCACCUACAAAGUUACCAAUGAUAUUGGUGGUCAGACUGUGCUGGCAGAGGGGCAGUCUGGUGCCCGAGCAUAUGUUUGGUACACCUUAUCACUCACUGUGCAAGGUCAGUAUGCGUCCGGGCAUCUUAACGGAUUCCCACUGUGGAAGAACGCUGUGGUUCUGACUCCAAAGAACGGCUGGGCCGCUAUCGGAGCGCACUCUUUUGAACUGGCUCAGUUUGACAACUUUGCGGUGGUGGCAAAUGAAUGAUUUUAAAACCUGAAGACACUUCUUUUAUAUUAUUUGUUCAGAAAACGAGACGAGAAACUCUCUUUUCGUCAUGAGAGUCAUCAAUGAAUGAAGGGUAAAAAAAAGAGAGGGAGAAUAAAAUCCUGUGUUAUAAUAGGAGUGUGGAAAAGAUUGCAGAAUCUAUCAGGAUGUGAAAAGAAGUCUAACAGUGAUAAUAUAAAGUGUCUUAUAAGGCAUUUGGAGACUAUGCUUUAAAUGUGAAAUUGUGGAUUACACCUUUCUAAUCAAUGUCUUACCUUUAAUCAGUGCCUUUAAUUAAUUUGGUACCUGGGGAUAAUUGUAUAUUUUAAGGCUGCACAUUUUAAUGUAACACAUCUCACCCAUUUUGCACUGAUUGUCAUUUUUAAGGAAAUUCAAAAUAACUGUUUUUUUCACUGUUAAUGUUUUUAAGGUUUUAAGCGUGUGUGUCAUAAGGGAAUAAGUGUGUGUGACUGAAAUGAACAAACAGAAGUAUAUAUGUUUGUAAUGUGUGUCGUUCCAGCAUUGAAUAAAAACUCUUAAAACUA
Messenger RNA from Solea senegalensis (Senegalese sole), 2592 nucleotides. It is a transcript of the gene galcb, whose product is annotated as galactosylceramidase b. Bases 44 to 2047 code for a protein of 667 amino acids. Gene Ontology annotation, cellular component: lysosome. The record is from RefSeq and is a predicted model, not a curated record. The transcript has 17 exons. Gene Ontology annotation, biological process: galactosylceramide catabolic process. NCBI's taxonomy places the organism in Eukaryota, Metazoa, Chordata, Actinopteri, Pleuronectiformes, Soleidae. Gene Ontology annotation, molecular function: galactosylceramidase activity.